AUUUAGAAAUACUUGAAAGAUUAAAUUCUACACUUUCCAAGCAAGUUAUUUUUAUUUGUCAUGGGAUUAUCAGGAAUUACUUUGCCCGCGUUCUAGAGGCGCGUAAAGUGAGUACCAGGGUAAGUGAUGGCUAUAGAGUGAGGUGUCACUUGAAACUGCGUGUAUAAGAAUUUAUGUUCUGUGACACUCACACUGUGACUAAUGGAUGCCUGUGAAGGGGUUUUCCGAACAGUCAGGAGACGCACUGCCAGGGCUUCCUUCGUCUUGCAUUGUCAGUCUCUGCAAUGUCACAGCAGAAUGAAGCUCGACCGGGGACACAGGUCACUGAUGGCAUGGACUUGGACGACGUCUUGCCUCAUGUGGGGGAGUUUGGACGCUAUCAGAAGCUGUUGCUGUGGCUAGUUUGUCUUCCCGCUUGCGUACCGUGUGGCUUCUGUGCCUUCAACCAGUUGUUCAUGGCCGAUGUCCCCGAUCACUGGUGCCAUGUGCCUGAGCUCAUGGACCUGCCCGGUAUAAGUCCCCAGGACCUCAGACAACUUACUAUUCCUCCUGACGAAAAGUCAAAUUUGACAUUCAGCCAGUGUUUGCGCUACGCAGUGAACUGGACAGCGCUGCUGCAAACACACUCCCUAGCGGAGAUCGCCCCAAACGAGAGCUGGCCUGUCGAGCCAUGUUCCGCAGGUUGGGAGUACAACACCACGCAAGUUACAUCUUCCAUUGUUAUAGAUGUGGGUACACAAAAAUUUUGAUAUUUUAAUGUAUUUGAAGUGCUCUGUGAUACUGGAAUGUCAAAAUCUUAGCCAUCACUUAUUCUUCCCAUAACAUUGUUCAUUCUUAGUUUGUUUAAUGACAGGUUUGGGCGACGUCUGUCUUUCUUCACGUGUUUGGUCGUCUUGAUAAUUGGGAACUUACUGUCUGCAGCUGCUCCAGAUUUCUGGCUAUGGGCCACAUUGAGAUUCAUAGUAGGGCUUACAGUGCCUGCAAUCUACCAAAUUCCAUUCAUCAUUUCAUUGGAACUUGUGGGCCUUAACUACCGUUCAUUUGUAACAGUGAUGACCUGUCUGUUCUACUCGGCAGGCCUCAUUUUAUUGGCUGGAGUGACGUAUAUGGUGCGGAAUUGGGUUAUCCUGACACUCGUUACCUCUGCCCCUUUUCUGUUAUACUUCAUAUACUGGUGGUUCCUUCCAGAAUCUCCAAGAUGGUUGCUUGCUAAAGGCCGCUUUGAAGAAGGGUCACAAAUCCUUGAAACCUUGGCAAGGGUAAAUAAAAAUGAGCUACCACCAAGCUUCAAACUGAAACUCAAGCAACGCAUGAUGUUGCAGCGUACCCACAGUGAGGAGGCAAGAUUGAAGAAAGGUCCUGGCGCGAUGGCCUUGUGCCGCACUCCGAACAUGCGUCUGAAGACAGCACUCAUCACUCUUAACUGGUUUGCUAAUGAGACUGUGUAUGUGGGUCUAAGUUACUAUGGGCCAGUACUGGGCAGUGACCAUUAUAUAAGCUUCUUGCUGUCCUCACUUGUGGAGAUCCCCAGCUACCUGAUAUGUUGGGUGGUAAUGGAUCGUUGGGGUCGGCGCUGGCCACUCUGUGUGUGCAUGAUCCUGAGCGGAGUUAGCUGCAUCAUCACUGUCUUGCUAUCAGAAGAUGCUGUUAUUGAGACGCUUUUACUGUUCCUGCUCUCCAAAUUCUUCAUCUCGGCAUCUUUUCUCAUUAUUUACCCGUUUGCUGGAGAACUUUAUCCCACGCAGCUGAGAGGUAUUGGUAUCGGGAUGUCUGCGUACAUUGCCGGCCUUGGUCUCGUCGUCAUACCAUUUGUUACGUAUCUGGGAACAGAACUUCUGGUGUUACCGUUGGUGAUUCUGGGUGUGGUGUCGGUUGUGGGCGGGUUGUCAGGGCUGCGUCUACCAGAAACUCUGCAUCAUCGCUUGCCACAAACUGUGGAAGAGGGAGAGGAAUUUGGUAAAGACUGGACCUUUGCUGAGUGUUUGCAUUGCAUCCCUGUCAGACAUUCUCCUGUGGCCGGAUCGUACGAGGACCUGAGUAAUGACAAAGACUCAUUGGAGUUGUCAUUACAAAAAUCUGCAGAGCCUGAGAACAAAACUCAAGAUGAGGUGGUGCCACAUAGUAAGGACUCUUCCCGCAGAGCGUCCACCAGGAUGCCUCGACUUGUCCGUCAGUCCAGCAUGAUGGAGACUCCAGUUGACACAUCAGGUGCCAUGAAGAUGACAUACUGGUUCUAAAUAUACUUUAUUGCAUAUGUCUGAAGUACCUGUUAUACAAAUCCUGAUGAUCAUAUGUAGAUUUAUGAAAAGACCAUUUAAUGUUUUUUGCUGUAACCCAGUGCUUCUGAAACCUGGGUAAAUUACCCAAAAGUUGGUAAAAGUGGUUUUUCUUUGGGUAAUGACACACCCAUUUCUGUGUGACUUGACUGAAAUCCCCGAUAAUGUUAAUGGUUUUGCAGAAAAAAGGUUGAACUUAGGUCAAGCAGUCAGAGCAAAAUGUUAUUUGAAGAAAAAAAGGGCCAUUUGGAGUCGUUCUGGUUAACAAUUCACGAUGAAUAUCCUGUGGUUGCUGGGGAGGCCGUGAUGCAAUUAUUGCAGUUUCCGAGCACCUACGUGUGUGACGUAGGAUUUUCCACUCUUGCCUUCAUAAAGAGCACAAAACGAAACUGUUUUCUGAACUCCGAAUACGAUGUGAGGUGUGCUGUGUCUCCAAUUGCUCCCAAUUUUGCGGAUCUAGUAAAUAAGUUGGAGCAGUGGCAUUGUACUCAUUAGCUGGGACCUGGGUGAUGAAAUAUUCAUGCUGAAUAAUUACCAAAUUUUUUGUGGCUGCUAAAAUGUUUAGAGAUGUUUAAAAUAAAGACAUUGCAUCAAA
Molecule: messenger RNA, 2871 nt
Organism: Zootermopsis nevadensis
Lineage: Eukaryota; Metazoa; Arthropoda; Insecta; Blattodea; Termopsidae
Source: RefSeq, a predicted model, not a curated record